This is a messenger RNA of Fomitopsis serialis, 6640 nucleotides long. RefSeq lists its product as uncharacterized. The transcript is spliced from 15 exons. Gene Ontology annotation, cellular component: epsilon DNA polymerase complex; nucleus. Gene Ontology annotation, molecular function: zinc ion binding; DNA-directed DNA polymerase activity; single-stranded DNA 3'-5' DNA exonuclease activity. The record is from RefSeq and is a predicted model, not a curated record. Bases 1 to 6510 code for a protein of 2169 amino acids. Gene Ontology annotation, biological process: mitotic cell cycle; nucleotide-excision repair, DNA gap filling; DNA replication. Lineage: Eukaryota; Fungi; Basidiomycota; Agaricomycetes; Polyporales; Fomitopsidaceae.
AUGGCACGCGGCUCUUUUGGGGGCGCGAGGGGAAGAGGGAGGGGUGGACGUGGCAGAGGAAGAGGAAGAGGAAGAGGACGAGGUGGCGCGCCGACGGAUGCUCAGCCCCAGCGCGAAGAGGACGGCACCCAACUCGCGGAACGAUUUGAACAAGUGGAUCUCAACGACGAGGUUGACGAGAAACUUGGGUUCGCGCGCAUCUCGGAGGGACCAAGGAGAGAGGGAUGGUUGAUCAAUAUGCACCCUACACUUGUCAAAGACGCCGACUGGCCGUCAGGGAAGGCGGCUGUAGACUUCUACUUUAUACAAGACGAUGGAGGGAUGUUCAAGUGCACCCUGCAGUAUGAACCGUACUUUUACAUUGCUUGCAAGACUGGCAUGGAGACGAUCAUUGAAGAGUGGCUGAUGAAGAAGUACGAGGGCCACAUAUGCCGCAUCACUCGAGAGCGAAAGGAGGACCUACAACUGCCAAACCAUCUCAUGGGCCAUCGCCGGUUAUACCUGCAGAUCCAUUUUCGAAACGUGUCCGACCUCCUCGCUGUCAGGCGGGAUCUGAUGCCGCUCGCGCUAGCCAACAGUGCGAAACUCGAUGCUGUGGAUGCCUAUGCUGAAGUGGUGAAUUCCACAGCGAAUGCGACCACCUCAAUCGAGAUCGAGGGUGUGUGGGACGCCGAGGCAGGCCUUCUCGGGGACCCGCGCGAGGGUAUCAUCGACAUCCGCGAGUUCGACGUGCCCUACUACUUGCGAGUCGCAAUGGACAACGAGAUCCGUGUGGGUCUGUGGUAUGCAGUGACGUUCACGGCGGGACAGCCAGCAUUCAAUCAGCUCGUGGAGCGUGUCAAGCGUGCGGACCCAAUCGUGAUGGCGUACGAUAUCGAGACGACGAAGGCACCGCUCAAGUUCCCCGACCAGCAGAUCGACCAAGUCAUGAUGAUUUCGUACAUGAUCGACGGCCAGGGAUUCCUGAUCACGAAUCGUGAGAUCGUCAGCGAAGACAUCGAGGAUUUCGAGUACACGCCGAAGGAGGGGUACGAAGGUCCUUUCACGGUGUUCAACGAAGCGGACGAGGCAGCAACCAUUCAAAGGUUCUUCUCGCAUAUCCAAGACGUGAAGCCUACUGUCAUGGCGACGUUCAACGGAGACUUCUUCGACUUUCCCUUCCUCUGCGCCCGUGCCAAGAUUCAUGGCAUCGACUUGUUCCUCGAGACGGGCUUCGCCAAGGAUUCCGAAGAUGAGUUCAAGAGCCGCGGUUGUGUCCAUAUGGACUGCUUCCGAUGGGUGAAGCGCGACUCGUACUUGCCCCAGGGUAGUCAAGGUUUGAAGGCUGUGACGACAGCGAAGCUGGGUUACGACCCUAUCGAGCUGGACCCCGAGCUGAUGACGCCGUAUGCGAUGGAGCAGCCCCAGACCCUUGCUCAAUACUCCGUCUCCGAUGCGGUGGCGACGUACUAUCUGUACAUGAAAUACGUGCACCCCUUCAUCUUCUCGCUAUGCAACAUCAUCCCCUUGUGUCCGGACGAAGUUCUAAGGAAGGGAACCGGGACACUGUGCGAGACCUUGCUAAUGGUCGAAGCCUUCCGCGGGAAGAUUAUCAUGCCAAACAGACACGAAGAGGAGCACGGGAGCAUGUAUGAAGGACACCUGCUCGCAUCUGAGACCUACGUCGGGGGACACGUGGAAGCCCUUGAAGCUGGUGUUUUCCGCAGCGACAUCGAAACGGAUUUCAACAUCGAGCCUCCAGCAGUCCAAAAGCUUAUUGACGAGCUCGACGCUGCUCUAAUAUUCUGUAUCGUCGACGAAUCGAAGGCGUCCCUCGAAGAUAUCACGAACUACGGUGAAGUCAAAGGCCAGAUUCAGGCCGCACUCGAGGAAAUGCGUGAUAGCCCCAUACGGGAGGACAAGCCGCUGAUCUACCAUCUCGACGUUGCAGCCAUGUACCCGAACAUCAUGUUGUCAAAUCGUCUCCAGCCCGAUUCAGUGGUAGACGAGGCCGUAUGUGCCGUCUGCGACUUCAACAGACCCGGAAAGACGUGCGAUCGGCGGAUGACGUGGGCGUGGCGUGGCGAGUUCUUCCCUGCCCGCCGAGACGAGUUCAACAUGAUCAAGCACGCGUUGAACCAGGAGACGUUCCCUCCCAAAAAGCCUGGCGCUCCUCAGCGCAAAUUCGUCGAUCUUACUCCGGCGGAGCAGACGGCCCUUCUUCACAAGCGUCUUGGCGACUACUCGCGCAAGGUGUACAAGAAGAUCAAGGACACUAGGGUCGAGAACCGAGAGGCUAUCAUAUGCCAGCGCGAAAACCCCUUCUACAUCGACACCGUACGUCGCUUCCGUGAUCGUCGCUACGAGUACAAAGGGUUGCACAAAACGUGGAAGAAGAACCUCGACGCCGUCCUGGUGGAGCAGCGGUCGAUCGCUGAAGUCGACGAGGCCAAGAAGAUGAUCGUUCUCUAUGAUUCCCUUCAGCUUGCCCACAAGUGUAUUCUCAACUCGUUCUAUGGAUACGUCAUGCGCAAGGGUGCUCGUUGGCACUCUAUGGAGAUGGCGGGCAUCACUUGCCUGACGGGCGCGACUAUCAUCCAGAUGGCCCGGCAGCUUGUAGAGCAGAUCGGCCGCCCCCUCGAACUCGACACUGACGGUAUCUGGUGUAUGCUUCCCGGCAUCUUCCCAGAGAACUUCCAGUUCAAGCUGGCGAACGGCAAGACGCUAGGCAUCUCGUACCCAUGCACGAUGCUCAACCAUCUCGUCCACGCCCAAUUCACGAACCAUCAGUACCACGACCUCGACCCCGUAACGGGAGAGUACAAUGUUCACAGCGAGAACUCUAUCUUCUUCGAGCUCGACGGUCCCUACAGGGCUAUGAUCCUGCCGUCCUCGAAGGAGGAAGAUAAGUUGCUGAAGAAGCGUUACGCCGUCUUCAAUGACGACGGAUCUCUCGCUGAACUGAAGGGCUUCGAAGUGAAGCGUCGCGGGGAGCUGCAGCUUAUCAAGAUCUUCCAAUCGCAGAUCUUCGAGCGAUUCCUGCUCGGGGAGACGACUGCAGACUGCUAUGCUGCUGUCGCACAAGUCGCCGAUCGCUGGCUGGACGUUCUGUUCAGCAAGGCCGAGAACCUUCCGGAUGAAGAGCUGGUCGAGCUCAUCGCUGAGAACAGGAGCAUGUCGAAGACCUUGGUGGAGUAUGCGGGGCAGAAGUCGACGUCUAUCAGUACAGCGAAGCGUCUAGCUGAAUUUUUGGGAGACCAAAUGGUUAAGGACAAAGGCCUCGCUUGCAAGUUCAUCAUCUCCUCGCGUCCCCAAGGCGCGCCAGUCACCGAGAGAGCUGUUCCUAUCGCAAUCUUCUCUGCCGAAGACAGCGUCAAGCAGACUUACCUUCGCAAGUGGCUGAAGGACAACAGCCUCACCAACUUCGACAUUCGAUCGAUACUGGACUGGGAGUACUAUAUCGAGCGCCUCGGGUCCGUCAUCCAGAAGCUCAUCACUAUCCCGGCAGCUAUGCAGAAGGUCAACAAUCCAGUCCCUCGUAUCAAACACCCUGACUGGUUGCAUCGACGUGUGGUGGCGAAGACGGACAAGUUAAAACAGCGCAAGGUCACUCAAUUCUUCAUCACGAAGCCUGACGAUGCACCACCCGACGAUAUUGAAGAUGCCGGGACUAAGGCGGUUGUCGUCAGCGGCCGACAGCGACUAACAGUCGUGACUCGGAAGCCACCCCCGCGGGAAGAGAGCCCGGAGCUCAUCGAGGAAACACGAGACCUGCCUCACCCGUCAGUAGAUUACCGCGGGUUCAUCGCACGCUUGGGUGUCACCUGGAGACGUCGGGCCAGAGGGGAGGGUGACACCUCUGUACCAAAAAUGUUCUCGGGCGUCCAGCCCAAGACGCGAAUCAACUCUAAAUGGGACAUCGUCCAGUUCCGCCCAACGAGGGUUCCCGGUCGGUUCACUAUGUGGCUUUCGGUUGGCGGGGACCUUUUCUCUAUCCCUCUUCGAAUUCCGCGCGAAUUCUACAUCCAUUUACGCAACCCGGCAAAGGCGGGUCAGUUCAGCAAGGACAUGUACGCAUGCGACAAGGUCGUCCGCGGAUUGCCGAGGGAUAAGCCAUGUGCGAACCUGUACAAGAUAUCUGUGCGCGAGGAGACGUACAUCGAUGGUCAGGAGCACUUCAUCGACCUGACGAAUGAUCCGAAUGUGGAUGGCGUCUUUGAGAUGCAGUUGCCUCUUGACAUGCGGGCCUUGCUCAGGUUGGGGAAGACAUGCAUGACCAAUGUUCUCGGCAUGGCACUCAACAAGGCGGAAACGGUCGGCUUCGACCUGGGGCAACUCGACCGGAUCAUCACAACCUCGACCAAGCACAAGUAUUUGAACGAAGGGAGGGACGGGAAGUUCAUCUUCCUGUACCACGCCUGCUCAAGCAGCGCGCCGAUACAUGUCUUCGCCCUUUUCACUCCAGGCCAAGCACGGUUGCAUAUCGUUGAUCCCGCUACUCGACGGCAGCCGAUACCGCGACUUGCUGAGGUCUACCGCGACCAGUACAGCAAACGACAGCAGACGAUCGGAUCCAGCGUUGCCUACUCGUAUCAAGAUUCAUGCGAGUUCACCAACACAUAUCACGGUACGGACGUAGCCGCCCUGAAGGCUGUCUCCCGCGAACUAGGCUUGAUGGAGAACCAGUCUUACACCGUCGUCAUCUCUUCUAGCAAGGAGCAAACGUACUUCGACGCAUAUGUUCCGAAACUGGUCAAGUUCCCGGUCGCGCACACCCUGGAUGUGUUCCCGUGGCAGACAAACGUCGCGCAGAAGAUGGUGAACCGAUAUCUCUCUUUGGGCAACUGGCUUGCUCGCGUAAUCGCGCUCGCCAACUACUAUGACGUGCCUGUCGGCCACAUCGACGGUGACCAACCCCUGCUGCUGGCGGACCACGACUUCGUUCUGUGGUGGUCGCCCGGGAACCGACCGGAUCUCGGGGGAAGCGAGGAGGACGCCCGGCCUACGGAGGAGCUGCCGAAGACGGAGUUCAUGUCUCCCGGCUGCUACUCCAACGUCUGCCUGGAAAUCACAGUGCGCAACUUGGCCGUCAACUCCGUGCUGCACUCCAUGAUGGUGAACGAACUCGAAGGAGCAGGAGGCGCGACGGCCUUCGACUCGUCGCACACCCUGGAUGAGUACUCUGGCGCAGAUACACAGCGCGACUUGACCCUCGGAGACUCGAACGUUUCUCCGCAGAUGUUCUCGAUCCUCAAGAACAUGGUGAAAACUUGGCUCCUGGACAAGAUCCAAGGCAACUUCGAGAGCCCGGCGACGAUCGCGAUUGACCACUUCUGGCGAUGGAUCAGCUCGAAGUCCUCCUGCAUGUACGACCCAAGCCUUCAUCGGUUCAUCCACGGCCUGAUGCGCAAGACGUUCAUUCAAAUGCUUGCCGAGUUCAAGCGCCUGGGCUCGCACGUCGUGUACGCCGACUUGGGCCGGAUCCUGCUUGUCACGUCCAAGCCGCCCGGCACCGCGCACGCCUACGCUACAUACAUCACGACCGCCGUGACCUCGCAUGAGUUGUUCCAACACGUCUACCUACGAACGGAGCGCUUCUAUGACUUCCUGCUGUUCAUGGACCAGGCGAACCUCGGCGGCGUCGUAUGCGAGGACCCGCUCGCGAUCGACCCUCCUGAGGAAAUCUGCAUCGAGAUGCGUUGGAACAUCGAGACCUUCCUACCCCCUGUUAUUCAGCGCGACUUCCGGAACGUCGUACGCUUCUUCCUGGGAACGAACAGGGUACCUCUGCGGGUCCUGCCUAAUGGCGCGCCGGAUGCCACUCAGCGCGACGUGGCGAAGACGCAGGAAGUCGAAGCGAGCCGCGAAUUCAUCUCCCGUAGGCUGACGCGCAAGCUCCUCAAGGCCGUCGGCAGCAUCCAGGACCGGUAUCGGGAAGCUGUGAUGGACGAGGAUGCUCUGGCACAAUGGGAAUUCCCGGUGUUGCCUGGGUCGCACUUGAACAUGACCAACCCGAUCCUUGAGUUCGUGAAGUUCUCUUGCGCAGUCGACCUCCUGAAGCGUAACCUCCUCGACCUCGUCGGUGUCCGGGAGUUCGCGAGCGAGGCUGCCUUCCACAGCCCAUGCGAGCCCCUUAUCCUGUCGAACGUGCCUUGCCGACACUGUGAUGCCCUCCGAGACUUUGACUUCUGCCGAGACCCAGAGCUCCUUCCAAACAACCUCGAGGUGAAUGCGCGGUGGCUCUGCGGUAAUUGCGGUGGCGAGUACGAUCGUACGAUGAUUGAGUUCGCCCUGAUGGACAUCGUAUGGGAUCUCGAACGACGGUUCUCCCAGCAAGACCUCCGAUGCGGGAAGUGCAAGCAUAUACGAUCCGACAACUUAUCGCGCCACUGUGGAUGCUCCGGAAGUUACCAGCUGACGACGAACAAAGCUGAUGUGCGUCGGAAGCUGCGGACUAUCGUCAAUGUAUCGAUCGCCCAUAAUUUGAAUCGUUUGAAGGAAUGCUCGCAAACUGUACUCACGCACUGGUAGCCGGAUUCUACGUACUACAUUUUACCCCAUUGUCGUCGCUGUCGUCUUGCAUCGCAUUCUGUAUUGUACUAGAUCUGUAGCAUUAGACACCACAUCUCCACGUCGACAAUUCAUUCAUGCCCGUACACUU